GCUAAUUGCAAUUAGACGAAUAAACAAAGAAUUGUGGUUAUGUUCUUAGAAAAUAUUCAUGAAUUAGUAGUAUUGCAGUCAAUAGAACAGUGAACUUGGUAGAAAUAUAUAUGAUGGAGUCUUCAUUGGAGAUUAGAAAGCUACCUCCGAGUGCUUUGGGAGAACUGGUGAAGAUCCUUGAGUACAAUGAGUCUUGGAAGAGGUUGAUGGCCAUUGUUCCUAAACAUCUGGAGAAAAAUAACUAUGAUUGUUUAAUUGAUAGAUUCAAUCCAAAAUACAACUCUGAACAUUUCCGAUUAAUUGAGAAUGCAUCAAUUUCCUUGCAUAGAGCCUGCACUGAGAUCUUAUUGGAUGAGUGGGGCACCUCUGAUCGGGUGCUCCCUGCUCUUGGACAUUUGCUAAAUCUUUUGAAGAAAGCUGAACUGUACAGAGCUGCAGAUUUUGUGGCUGUUAAUUUGAUGGGGUUGGAAACGCCAGAAAGACCUAAAGAAGGUCCAGCAGCUCUGAUAUCCACAACAUUACCACCAGAGAGUCAAGAAAUUGAAUCAAUUUUAGAUAAUAUCAAUGUAAACUCCUCAGACAUAGAGAAUUUGAACAGUGAGGUGAAUAGCAAUUCAGAUAACAAUAACAUGGUGGUGCCUACUAUAACCAUAACGCAAAAUUCCUCUGGGUCUGCAAAUAUACCGGUAGUUGUUAAUAACAGAGAGAGGGAGGUUUCGGAUAUGAUGAAGUUUUCGUCCAGCGAAAUAAUAAGCAAUGGUGACUCCAGUUUUCAAGUGCCUUUGGUUAUUAACAACACCGAGAGCGUAGUUUCCAAUACUAUUCCAGUUGAUGACAACAAUCUACCUGAUCUGAGCGUAUUGAACGCCGGUGAUGAUUUUGAAUUACCAGCUUUGACCGCUUUGAACUUGAACAGUGAUGUAGCGAGUAGCAAUUUACCGGAUUUCACUGGACUGAUCUCUAAACCGGAAAUUUCGCUGCAGAACUCCGUACCAAUCAUUCCUCACAUCUCCCAACUUUUAGUGGAAGACAACAACAUUCCAAGUUCACUCAGCAACUCCGACGAGAUACCUCUGCUGAACAUCUUAAUGCACAGCACAGUUACGGAAGCUCAAAGCUCCAAACCCACUUGCUCUUCGCCUCUGCCAAAUCUUUCUCUGAACACGCUUCUACCGCACUUCACUUAUGCAGAGCUCGAAGCGGCAACGCAAAACUUCAAUGAAACGCCACACGAGAACUCUUGCGAUAUGGAGAAGACCUUGGACGAAUCGAACGGCAGGUUUUUGGGUUGCGGGGCUUUCGGUUCCGUCUUUCUGGCGCUCGGGUUGCUGGGUAAACCUAUAGCAGUGAAGAAGCUCUACUUGGAUGAGGUCGAGGAAGUUAACGUCGACGAUACUAUAACGAAGCAGUUUAGGAACGAGGUGGAGGUUUUAAGUAAAUACAAGCACGACAACCUUUUAUCAAUUUGUGGCUACAGCUGCGAUGGUCCUACCUACUGCUUGAUGUACGAUUACAUAAGCGGAGGUGCUCUCAAUUACAGGCUAGAAAAAAAUAGCGAACAUUUGGAGUGGAAGGAUCGCCUGGCAAUAGCUUCUGGUACUGCGGAUGCGGUCUCCUACUUGCAUACAGCCUUCAACACUCCCUUGAUUCAUCGAGAUAUUAAGACUGCCAACAUACUCUUGGAUUGCGCCAACAAACCCAAAUUAGGAGAUUUUGGUAUCAUAAAACUAUUGGCGAAUCAAAAUACAACCAUAGCUACAACAACAAUUGGUACUACAGUCUACAUGGCUCCAGAGGCGCACAGAUCUGGAGACGUUUCAGUCAAAACUGAUAGUUUCAGUUUUGGAGUUGUUAUUUUGGAGCUUCUAACGUCUCUGCCACCUUUAGAUGAUGCGCGUGAUUCCAGAGAUUUGAUUUCUCACGUGGAUGAAAUGUGCGAGGAUGAAUCCAUUCUGCCGUUGUUGGAUUUGCAAGCAGGAAGCUGGAUGGAAAAUGAGAUGCAUAUUGGAGAGAAACUGUACAGGAUUGCUACGUGCUGUUUGGAUGAGAAACGCCGAAGACCCAAUAUGGUCGAGGUCACAUAUAUGAUUAAGAAUAUUUAUGAUUAUUGAGGCUGCAGUGAAUUGCUAUCAUAAUCAACAUAUUUAUAUGCUUUCGAAUGUAUGAACACAAGUCGAUGAAUCUAAGCAUUUAUUGUUAUUUAAUGAAACUUAU
This is a messenger RNA of Nicrophorus vespilloides, 2214 nucleotides long. It is a transcript of the gene tub, whose product is annotated as probable receptor-like protein kinase At5g18500. Bases 111 to 2111 code for a protein of 666 amino acids. The transcript has 7 exons. Gene Ontology annotation, biological process: protein phosphorylation. The record is from RefSeq and is a predicted model, not a curated record. Gene Ontology annotation, molecular function: ATP binding; protein kinase activity. NCBI's taxonomy places the organism in Eukaryota, Metazoa, Arthropoda, Insecta, Coleoptera, Silphidae.